AUGGUUUAUUCAGAAGGUGCAUCGCCGAAGAAGAAAUGGAAGGAACACUGUUUGGAUGCCAUAGUUCAGCAUAUGCAGGACAUUUCGAUACCUACAAAACAGUUUCCAAAGUUCUUCAAGCAGGAUUUCGGUGGCCUACUAUGUUUAAAGACACUCACGUCUACAUCUCACACUGUUAUUCGUGCCAAUGAAUUGGAAAAAUCAACAGCAUACAAAACUCCUUUAGGGACCACACAGUUCAAUCUUGUUUACGGAAAAGCAUGUCACCUUCCUGUGGAGCUCGAGUACAAAGCACAUUGGGCGAUUAAGGAGAUGAACAUGAAAUUUAAGGCAGUUGGAGAAAGAAGAAUGCUUCAAAUGCACGAGUUAGAAGAAAUCCGCCAUAACGCUUAUGAAAAUUCCAAGAUAUACAAGGAAAAGACGAAGGCGUAUCACGACAAAAGGGUCAUACCUCGGUCUUUUGCUCCAAAUGACAGGGUUCUUCUUUUCAAUUCGCGCCUUAAGCUUUUUCCAGGAAAGCUACGAUCAAGAUGGUCUGGAGCUUUCAGAGUAAAGGAAGUCAAACCAUACGGAGCACUCAUUCUUUGGGGUAAGAAGGGAGAAACAUUUGUAGUUAAUGGACAGCGUGUCAAACCAUACCUCGCAGAAGAAGAAGGAAGAGAAGAAAUGCUCUUGGCAGAUCCACCAGGCUAA
Eutrema salsugineum is the source of this 693-nucleotide messenger RNA. RefSeq lists its product as uncharacterized. The record is from RefSeq and is a predicted model, not a curated record. The transcript has 2 exons. Bases 1 to 693 code for a protein of 230 amino acids. Lineage: Eukaryota; Viridiplantae; Streptophyta; Magnoliopsida; Brassicales; Brassicaceae.